UACGCCGUAAAUCGCUUUAUCCGCGAGCGCUUUGCGAGCGGGUAGAAGAGAUAGGUCGGGUGAGAGCUCCCGCAUGCUACGGGGUGAGAGAUCGGUGUGUAUGUACGUCGAUCGUUCCGGUAAAUCGCGAUAACGUACGGCCGCGUUGUCGCGGGAGUCGCGACGCGGUCGCCAGGAUAAAUACGUCUCGCCGGUUAAGGGAGAUCGCAUCCGAUGCCGAGAGGACCUUUCGGCGCAAUCGCACGUGCCCCCGAUGGAACGGGCACGGCGCCACCGUGCCAGGAUUUCCGAGCUUUUUCCCAUCCUCCGCGAGAAGCGAAAUUCAGUGCUCGGCCCGCAACCGUGUCGCACCGCCCCCGACCGCUUCGACGCUCCGUGCGAUCGCGGUUGAGUCGCGUGGAGAGAUCGAAAGAACGAGCGUGUCGCGUUAGCGAUCGUUAUCGAAUUAAGUAAAACCUUCGAAGUUCGUUGAACGAUCUUGUCCGAUGUAAUUUUUAACAAUUAUAAUUUUCAAUAAUUAAUAAUUGUGGUAAAAAGCGCGAGAAACCGGCUGAUUAUGCUCGGAACGAUUUUUUGGUACCGCGAGAACAGCGGGAACGUUCUCGGUUCGCGGUAACGUGAAAAACGAGAGGGACACACGGGCACGCCGAAACAGGCAGCAGUGACGACGGGGCAUUAUGCCAACGAUCGGCGUGAUCUCGCGGGUGUUUGACGAAGGGCCGCGAAUAAAGAGCGAUCGCUUGGAUCGGACGGUGGUGGGCAGGUCGCUUAAUUAGAUCGGGCGCGGAGCGGCGCGUCAAUUAGAUCGAGAGAUGUGCGCGAAGUGAACGAUGGCCCCAUUUCACGGCAUGGCCCUGCUGCUCCUGGGAAUCGGAUACCUGUUACACGCGGAACCACUUCACAGCGAACGCGGCAUCGCGCUCUUUCAUCUCAACGACGACACGGGCAAAGGGGAGAAGUCGCAGCGUGGUCCAAGGAAAACCUAUUUUUUCAAAGACACGCCGCAAAAAUUAACGGUGGCUAUAGGGCAGGCCGCCGUCCUGCUAUGUCGUGUUAAAAACCUAGGAAACAGAACUGUGUCUUGGAUCCGAAAAAGGGACCUACACAUCCUGACGUCCAUGUCGGUGACUUACACGGGCGACGCGAGAUUUACGGUAGUCGGCAAUCCGGAGACCGACGACUGGAAUCUGCGAAUAGAUUACGUGCAACCGCGGGACGCCGGCAUUUACGAGUGUCAGGUUAAUACAGAACCGAAGAUAUAUAGAGCCGUGGCACUGAAGGUUUUGGAUAUACAGGCGAGGAUCACGGGUUCCCAGGAGUUGUACAUCAGGAAGGGUAGCACAAUCAGUCUGACCUGCAUUAUAGAGCUGCAGGAUCUGCCUCCGAGCAACGUGACCUGGUACCACGCUGGUGUGGUGAUCGAUUUCGACGGUCCAAGGGGUGGCGUAUCGCUGGAAACGGAGAAGGGUAAGCGUGGUACCACCAGCAAGCUCCUAAUAACGCGUGCUCAACUUAACGAUAGCGGUAAUUAUACAUGCGCUUCGAGCAAAGUCACCCCGGCGAGCGUCAUGGUGCACGUGCUAAACGGUGAGCAAAAUACCGGUGGCAAUAUCGGCAGCGAAGGGGAGGUUGCGACGGGGGGGGGGAUUGCAACGAGGGGAUUGCGAUGGCUCAUCUCGAAAUUCUCCGCUUCGCGAUCGAGCAAGCGAGGGAGAAGCGUAAUGUACUACAUUGCGAAAUUACUCCCCGAGCGCGCUUCGCUGAUAAGGACAUACAUUUGUUUUAAUUUGCACUCGCAAUCUGCUCCUAGAUUUCCCGUGCUUUCUCUCUUUCUCUCUCUCUUUCUAUCCAUUAUGUUAAUAUGUUUGUUAUUGGUAUAAAUAUAAAUAAUGCAGUCCACAUAUCAUAUUUGCAACAAAUGUUUAAUGUUGCGAUGAGGCAGGGCACAAUUUUCAAUAAUGUGAUAUUAAAUAAUAAUAGAUUCGCUCGCUCGUUGUGGCAAUAAAUAGUACAUAUAAUUAAGUAACAAAUUAUCCGACGAUAAUUUCGAUAUUUAGUAACGAGAAACAUGACCGACUGCUCGGUCAUGUCUCUCGUCUGUCUUUCUCGGGACAACGCCAACGGUCGACGAUCCUUUAAAUCCUCGAGGAUCCCUUCGCGCGCAAUACUCGUUUUCUCCUAUUACUGCUACUACUUUGCGACGGGCCGUUAAUAAAUUUAAUGUUCGUUAGCGAGCACCCGAGAAGGAUUGGCGAGAUCGGGACACGUAAAGAUCCGGGGAAGCGACACAAAAGCGACACCUUAGUCGUCCGAUGUAAUUCUCUUUUCCAGGAGAGCAUCCCGCUGCGAUGCAACACGGCGGCACCGGUGAUGUAAAUAGGAGACUCGUCCUGCUCGUCCUGAUUUUCCUCGUCGAUACGAUGUU
Messenger RNA from Temnothorax curvispinosus, 2425 nucleotides. Its product is annotated as hemicentin-1-like. The transcript is spliced from 5 exons. The record is from RefSeq and is a predicted model, not a curated record. Gene Ontology annotation, biological process: synapse organization. Lineage: Eukaryota; Metazoa; Arthropoda; Insecta; Hymenoptera; Formicidae. Gene Ontology annotation, cellular component: neuron projection membrane. The coding region runs from base 831 to 1880 and encodes 349 amino acids.